Molecule: messenger RNA, 1044 nt
Organism: Ogataea angusta
Lineage: Eukaryota; Fungi; Ascomycota; Pichiomycetes; Pichiales; Pichiaceae
Exons: 1
Coding region: 1-1044 (347 amino acids)
Source: RefSeq, a predicted model, not a curated record
AUGUAUAUCGCCAGUGUUCUUUCGUUGAUGGCGUUGGCGGCCGCGGCCGUGGCUAUGCCUCCCGCAUGCACGCUGGCGUGUGUGAACGACCAGGCGCACCUCUGCGCCAAGAGCCACCUGGACUUUAGCUGUCUGUGUGCUUCCAGAGCCCAUAUCCUCAGAUGUCUGAUCGACAAAUGCCCCUUUGGCAACUACCUGCCUGCCAGAGACCACUAUCUGGGCACGUGCAUCGAGAGAAUUCCCGGCCUGGCGUCCAACCCGCUCUACAAUAUCCAUCUGAGAGAGCGCGAGCCACCGUCCGCGUCGAGCCAUGCGUACUGGAUCUGGGACGCCAAGAACCCAAACUCCGGGGUCAUCAUCAACGGCACGAGUGUGAUUGACGCCAACCGCAGCGAGAGUACCAUUUCCGGCAAGAAGCUGCCGAAGAUGGUCUCGACGGGAGAUUUCUUCAAAGACGAGGAGAAGGCUCGUGACUCAGACAGCAAGGAGCUGGCAACUCUGGAGCAGGAGUACGAGAAAAUGCGGCAUCAAUUCUCGUAUAUGCGGAAGCAGUAUGUGGAAUCAGAGGCCAAGGUGCCAAUGCAGCAGCACUUGGGAGACUCACUGAUUGCGCCCUUGGCUUCCAAAAUCUUUACACCUUCGUACGAGCCGCUGCCUCAAUCGAACGCUCAAAAUGCUGCAAAAGAGAAGCCCACGCUGCACCUCCAGUUUGCAACCCAGCAGCAAUUGUUUGACUCUCCUUACGGAAAGCAGCAACCACACUUUGCAAAAGGCAACUUGAAUAUGGAGGAAAUGAUCCGGCAACUAGACGACGCACUUGCCAUCGACAGCAGCAAUCAGGGUGACGAUGACGAUGACGACGAAUAUGAGGAGACAACGGUUGCAGACGCCCUAAAGAAGGGAGUAGUCAAGAAACUGGCAAAGUCCAAAAAAAGCAAGUCUAAAAAAAUGCGGGCCAAGUCCAAAUCUGCUGCACCCGAUAACAACGGUCUUGCCGGCAAAAAGAUCCGGUUUUCGUCAAAUAUUUUCAGAACGCCCAACUGA